This is a messenger RNA of Pungitius pungitius (ninespine stickleback), 2621 nucleotides long. Its product is annotated as neoverrucotoxin subunit alpha-like. The coding region runs from base 105 to 2222 and encodes 705 amino acids. The record is from RefSeq and is a predicted model, not a curated record. Lineage: Eukaryota; Metazoa; Chordata; Actinopteri; Perciformes; Gasterosteidae. The transcript has 3 exons. Gene Ontology annotation, molecular function: protein binding.
GUCUGUGCAAAGUCUUUUUUUGAUGAGUGAAGGUGUAGAAUUGACUCUGUGUUCAAAACUCACAUUACUGUAAUAUGUAAAGCUUUUCUCAUCAGGUUGGUGAAAUGGCCUCAAAGCAAAUGGAAGUUGCUGCUCUGGGUCGACCUUUUACCCUCGGAAUGCUCUAUGAUGCUCAAAGAGAUGACCUGAUCACAGGUUUGAAAAUGUGGGAUGAUAAAACUCUACAAAUGAAGACAACUAAAAGUUUCAAACACAGCAGUAAUUUUGUCAUUGCUGAAUCUGACUCCAUUGAAUCCAAGUCCACUCUGCUGGAUGUUAAUGCUUCUCUGAAGGUCAGCUUCCUCUCUGGACUGAUUGAAGUUGGAGGAUCUGCCCAUUACCUGAAAGAUCACAAAGAAUUCAAGAAUCAGAGCAGAGUGACUGGUCAGUACAAAUCUACAACCCACUUGGAACAGUUGUCAAUGACUGACCUGAUGACUUUAGAACCCCAACAAAAGGACGUUAUCAAGAAGAGCUCUGCAACACACAUAGUCACAGGCAUCCUUUAUGGGGCAAAUGCUUUCUUUGUGUUUGACAGUGAAAAGUUAGACAGCAGCAGCAAUGAAGAAAUCGAGGCCAGCAUGAAACUCAUGAUGAAAAAGAUCCCUUUAUUUAGUGUUGAGGUUGAUGUGAGCACCAAAAUGACAAAGGAAGAAAAAGACCUGAGUGCUUCAUUUUCUUGUAAAUUCUUUGGUGACAUCAUCCUUCAAAGCAUCCCUUUCACAUUUGAAGAAGCAGUGAAGACCAUUGGACAACUUCCACAGUUACUGGGGGAUAAAGGAGAGAAAGCUGUCCCAAUGAAGGUCUGGCUGAUGCCACUGACUACUUUAUAUCCAGAAGCUCUUGAGUUGAAGAGUGAGAUCCACAGUGGACUGGUGGGGAAGAUACAGCGUACUCUUGAAGAUUUGGUGGAAAUUCAAAUGAGAAGCAACGAAUCUCUAAAAGACAGAGUGGGACAGAACUUUCCACAUAUUAAAGAAGAAUUAGACACUUUCCAGAAGUUGUGUCGCCUCUACACAUCAAACCUCCAGGGGACCAUGAAGGAAAAAAUCCCCUCCAUCCGUGAAGGUAAAGAAGAAGAUGAGGGCUCAUUAGAAAAAACCAUUGACAAUAGAGACGAGUCCCCAUUCAGUCAAGAAAAACUAAUCAAGUGGCUGAAUUAUAAGGAGAGAGAAAUAAACGUCAUCAGAUCCUGUGUAGAGAUCAUGGAGGGAACAAAGAUCGUCAAAAAUCAGUCCGAGCUCGACAGAGAGGUUCUUGCUGCAGAUGUAGACAAUACUUUGUGCUUUGUUUUCACCUCCACCAAACGGGGCGACACUUACCUUGAUGAGAUGGCCACAUAUUUGGACUCUCCAAGAUUGGGGAGUACCACUGAAGACCAGUGGUUCUACUCAGAUGAAGUCUUGACCUCUAUGAGACGAAAAGCCAAAGCUUUCCAAGACUUCACCAAAGCACAGAAGAACAACAACCGGAUCCGUUUCCUCAUCGCAGUCAUUCCAAAUGAGAAAUACAAAGGAGCAACUGUCUACCAUUACAAGCAGGGCAUUCUGGUCAGUGAAGAUUUCUCAGAACCUGACCUUCAUCCUGAAAAGAUCACAGACAGGAGAGAUCUGAUAUUGUAUGCCUGUGAUCUCACCCUGGACCCAAACACUGUCCAGAAUUACCUUGUUCUGUCUGAUGGAAACAAGAAGGUAACCAGUGGAUCAACAUGGCAAAAAUAUCCUGACAACCCAGAGAGGUUUAAUGUACACACUCAGGUGUUCUGCCAAGAGAGUUUAUCUGGGCGCCAUUACUGGGAAGUUGAGUGGGAUAAUGCUUCUGUUUCAAAAUCUAUUUAUGCAGCUGUUGCAUACAAGACAAUCAAAAGAAAGGGAGAUGGUUACGAUAGUGGAUUUGGAAAUAAUUCCCUAUCAUGGGCUUUUGGCCUUUCGGGAAAAGAUGGAGAAAAUGUACUCCAUGCAUGGCACAAUGCAAAGGGGUGGAAUUCUCCUUUUCCCUCUGGUGGCUGCUCAACACUCGGUGUGUUUCUGGACUGGCCUGCAGGCACUCUGUCCUUCUACAAUGUCUCCUCCAACACACUGACACACCUCUACACCUUUCACACCACCUUCACUGAGCCUUUGUACCCAGGCCUCUGGGUGUACCAUACGGGCAACUACGCCUACCUGCGUCCUCUUGAAUAGGGUGUUGUCUUGAAUGCUGGUGACUUGUGUGAUCCUUGGUCUGUUAAUAGAGAGAUGGGGUUACAACGAAAGUUUCAAUGGUAAAAUGGCAUCACAUGUUUGCUUGAACUUGUUUUAACGAAUUCCAAAAUUGUAAAAUAACAAUUAAGUUACAAAAUUCAUCAUUUUCAGGUUGUUUCUUUUUUUUAGUUCAUGCGGAACCUCAAAACUGUUCCUGCUUUAAAGUUAGUUUCAUCUGUAUUUCAUGAAUCACAUUAAUUUUUUUUUUAUUCCUUUGAGAGCCUUGGAAAAACUAAUGUUGAAAAGCUUGUGUAACUACUUUGUAAUUUUGUAAUGGUAAAGUGGGCUUUGUACCAAUUCUGUUCCUAAACUCUGACCAAGUCUAAUAAAGUACUUUCC